AUGAGGAAGCUUGUGGUAGUUGCUUUCUUGGCUAUAUUCUUUGCAGGAGCUACUUCUUCGCGAUUGUUAGCGUCUACUCCACCACGAUCUCCAUCGCCAAGAUCUCUAGCAGUGGAGAAAUCGAUCUCUAUAGCUGUUUCUUACACAGGAAAGGAUACCUUCGCCGAUGGAACCCUUUUGACCUGCCCGCAAACCGCGAUUCAUCCCAACGUUAUGGUCCCCGGAGAUGUUGAUCCUGCACAGCUUUACUCCAUCGUGAUGAUAGAUAGGCGAGCUUCGCAGUCGAUGUUUACAUUGGCAGAUCAAUUCACGUACGUCCACUAUUGGAUCGCCAACAUCCCUGGAUCAAAGGUUGACGCUGGCACCAUUUUGGAGGAGUAUAUGAGGCCUGCACCCCACGAUUUCAUGCAGCACAAGUACGAGUUUAUACUGUAUAAGCAGCAAGGGCAGAUCAAUACGCCUCUCGCGGAUAGAUUCGUCAAGGACUGGGAAGCGGUCGCAAGCGCUUACAACCUUGGCAGCCCAGUAGCAACGACUUCCUUUGUCGCGCAGCUCACCCUAAACUUUAGAACGAGAAUGUUCCAGUGUUAA
Molecule: messenger RNA, 591 nt
Organism: Selaginella moellendorffii
Lineage: Eukaryota; Viridiplantae; Streptophyta; Lycopodiopsida; Selaginellales; Selaginellaceae
Product: protein D2
Exons: 1
Coding region: 1-591 (196 amino acids)
Source: RefSeq, a predicted model, not a curated record